Molecule: messenger RNA, 1206 nt
Organism: Lates calcarifer (barramundi perch)
Lineage: Eukaryota; Metazoa; Chordata; Actinopteri; Centropomidae
Gene: fsaf1
Product: linkage group 7_1 C1orf131 homolog
Exons: 9
Coding region: 92-850 (252 amino acids)
Source: RefSeq, a predicted model, not a curated record
UGUCAUUCGUGCUGAGGAGCUGCUGUUAGCGUUUAACGCGGAUAUUUUGUUUCCUCUUUAAUUGUGAACCUGCUCGUAUUGUUAGCUUAAAAUGAGCUCAAAGUCAAACGGAAAAGAAGACGAAGAUUUUCUGUUUCUUGAAAAGGUUUUGGACAAGUUUUAUGACUUUGGUGAUGAACCAGCAUCAAAAAAGAAGCUCAAGAAGAAGAAGAAACGGAAACAGCGUGAAGAAGAGGAGGAGGAGGAGGAGGAGGUCACCACAGUCAAGGAUAUGUGUGGUGAUGAUGAAGAAUACAGUACUGAACAUCAGCAGCAACAUCUACAGACCGAGCAAACAGGUCCAACGCAGGUAAACCAGGUGGAGGUUGUGACAUUUCAAGACCCCAGAAAGAAACUGAAGACAGAGGAGAAGCCAGCUGCAGAGAAAACACCUGCCCCUCAGAUACCACAGAAGAAGCAAAGCGAACAGCUGGAGGAACUCAAUUUUGAAAAGGCUCGUCUGGAGGUCCAUCGCUUUGGAAUCACCGGCUACAAGAAGGAGCAGCAGCGUGUUUUCGAGCAGGACAGAGCAGUCAUGUUGGGAGCCAGACCUCCUAAAAAGGAGUAUAUGAACUACAAGGUGCUGCAGCAGCAGAUCAAGGAAAAGAAGCAGAAAGCGAAGGAGGAGGUUCAGCCGGACCUGAAGAAGAAGAAGAAGAAUAAUCAAAGAGACAGGAUCAGAGAGAAGAAGAAGGUGUCCUCUGGUUCUGGCUCGGCCCCCUCAGGUCAGGUGGGGCGGUUCAAGAACGGCAUGCUGAUCCUGAGUUCCAAGGAGAUCCAGAAAAUCAAAGGCAACAAAGGACACAAAUAGGUGAUUAAAUCCUCCGUGAUGAGAAGGAAUCCAGACCAGAGGAAGACCUGGCAGCUCACCGCAGAACUGUUCGCAGCCAAACAUGUUGUGAAGAGGAAAUGGACGAGAGCUGAUUACUACGUGACCUGAGAGGCUGAUUUCCUGACAGCGUGUCGCUGGCCUGCAGUGAAAUAUGCGACAGUGUUACCGUCGACAGACUGCUGAGUCAGAAAUCCAAUUUAUCGACCUCCAAAAUGGACCCUGAACGUCUCACUGUGGCGGCGCAUUAAUGCACAAAAGCAGAGACUCUGUUGAAUCAUAUUCCAUCACAAUUAAUUUAUUUUCUUUUUAUAAAUGGAAAAAAAAGAAGAAGGAGA